This is a messenger RNA of Toxorhynchites rutilus septentrionalis, 1529 nucleotides long. It is a transcript of the gene escl, whose product is annotated as polycomb protein eed-A. The transcript is spliced from 4 exons. Gene Ontology annotation, biological process: negative regulation of transcription by RNA polymerase II. The coding region runs from base 148 to 1431 and encodes 427 amino acids. Gene Ontology annotation, molecular function: protein binding; nucleosome binding. The record is from RefSeq and is a predicted model, not a curated record. Lineage: Eukaryota; Metazoa; Arthropoda; Insecta; Diptera; Culicidae. Gene Ontology annotation, cellular component: ESC/E(Z) complex.
CUUCAGUGUUUUCAGUUUAUGUUUUUAUGCGGGAAAUCAGCGAUUGCAUUUGUUGAACUGUAUGAUUUCGCGAUUCGGUCCAUCAUUGCUGGACGAAUUCUCUAUUUCAAUUGUUAAAAUUCAUAUUGUCAGAUAAAAGCGCCGGAAAUGAGAUUAGGAUUAAGAGAUGAUCACGUUAUUCAACCCAAUCAGGAAGCCUCGGAUGACGAGGAAGAAGAGGAAGCGCAUGAAACGUCUAGCAUAGGAAGCACCUGUACGGAUAACACCUCGAACGGAAGCGAGACACACCCAACGCGGAAAAAGAGACGAAGACCGAAGAAGAAAAUUCCUAAGGUCAUCAAACCUUUGUAUAAGUUCUCAUGCUUUGUGAAGGAGGACCACGGACAACCACUUUUCGGGUGCCAAUUUAAUCAUAAUUUGAAGAAGGGAGAGUUGCCAGUGUUUGCCGCCGUUGGAAGUAAUCGGGUCACCAUAUACCAGUGCCAAGAAAACGGAGAUCUCAAAUUGAUGCAGUGCUAUUCGGAUCCAGAUGUAGAUGAGAUUUUUUACACCUGCGCAUGGUCGCACGAGAGCGAGACUGGCCGGCCAAUUCUAGCUGCAGCAGGUCUGCGUGGAGUCAUCCGGGUUUUCAGUCCGGCUUCCCUGAACAUAUACAAGCACUACAUUGGCCAUGGUCAUGCCAUCAACGAGGUGAAAUUCCACCCAAAGGAAUAUUACCUUCUUCUGUCGGCCAGCAAGGACCAUUCGCUACGGUUGUGGAACACAAAAACGGAUGUUUGUAUAGCGGUUUUUGGUGGAGUUGAAGGACAUCGCGACGAAGUGCUCAGUGCGGAUUUUGACAUUCUGGGAGGCCGAAUUAUGUCUUGUGGAAUGGAUCAUUCGCUGAAGAUGUGGCGUUUGGACACGGACACAAUGAAGGAUGCCAUUCGAGGCAGCUACACAUUCAACGCGAGCAAGGCUGUGUAUCGGUUUCCAUCGGUUAAUGAACAUUUCCCGGUUUUCUCGACCAGAGAUAUCCACCGCAACUAUGUGGAUUGCGUGAGAUGGAUGGGCGAUUAUAUCCUGUCGAAAUCGUGCGAGAAUUCAAUUGUUUGUUGGAAGCCAGGAAGGAUCGACGACGUGGAUAUCAAAAAUAACGAAACGACAACGACAGUGCUCAGUACCUUGGAGUACAAAGAGUGUGACAUUUGGUUCAUACGGUUUUCGCUGGAUUACUGGCAGAAGUAUUUGGCACUGGGAAAUCAAAAUGGAAAAACUUACAUUUGGGAGCUGGAUACAGACGAUCCGGUGCAUCCGAGGUGCAGCCAGCUGUACCACCCGAAGUGCACAACCGCAAUUCGACAAACGUCUUUUUCGAGGAACGGUGAUGUGCUGAUUUGCGUAUGUGACGAUGGAACGGUUUGGCGCUGGGAUAAAACCUCACAAUGUUGAGAUGAAAGCUUGCUUUCGUUCCAGAUAUAUCUAUUUUUCCAUAUGUGUAUUUAUUUUAUCCAACCAGCAUUUUACUGUAAUAGAUUCUAUGAAAAUAA